CCGUCCACGGCCCAGUCAGUCAAGUCUUGUUACCAUCGCACACACACACACACACACACAGACACGUGUGCGCGCAGCGCAUGUGUGCACGCACACGCGAAUGAAUGGAGAAGAAUGAAUUGUGUCCGCAAACAGCAGCAGCAGCAGCACCAGCAAUGCAUGCAGGGAGGCACACAGUCGGGAGAUGAGGAGGGAGGGAGGGAGGGAGGGAAGGAGACAAGGGCGGGAAGCAUCGAAGCAGCAGCUAGGCGACCAUACACGGCUGGCGGGCGAUUGGGCAUCCAUCCAUUCAUCCAUCCAUCCAUCCACACACAUCCGUACACAUCCCACCGACUCACCAUCACCACUCACUCACUCACUCAUCAGUCGGAUAAAUGUGGAGGUACGCAUUAUUGUUAUUAUGUAUGUAUGUAUGUAUGCAUGUAUGGUGUACGCAGAUAUGUAUGUAUCAUGGGAUGUGUGUAAGAAAGCAGGCAGCCAGCCAGGCAGGAAGGCAGAUGCGCCAUCCCGUCCAUCCAUUGUGAGUGAUUGGACCGCCCGGAUAUCGAUCCAUCAGGCCGCCGGCCAGACGAGGCGAGGCUGCCUGAAUGAGAGAAAGAAGAAUGACAGCAAGCCAAGCCAAGCAAGGGAGAGGGACGAGCAAGACAGAAAGAAGCCACCAUUCAAUCAAUCAAGUCAGCCCGUCGGCCCAUCAAUCAGGAAACACCAGCACGUAAGACUCUCUCAAACAGGAGAAUGAAGCACGGGCAGGAAGGAAGCCAGCAAGAAAGAGAGAGAGACGGCAGGGAUCGCAUGGCUGCAUGGAUGGAUGAGCCGAAAUCCCGUCCAAAUCGGUAACGCCAGCCGCCCAGCAAGGGCAGCAGGCAGGCAGGCAGGCAAGCAAGCAGCCAGGCAGGUAAGAACAUGGUGGCCUUGUCUGUCUGUCUGUCUCUCGAGAGACAUUCAGACAGAUGGGCCGACGGGCAGGCAUUUACACAAAUACAAGUGUGCAAGAUACGCCUUCGCCCCGCCCCUUCACACAUACACUCACCAGAGGUAGGUGGGCAGGUCUGCCUCCCUCUCCCUGUCUUCCCAUCGGUCCAUUGCACUCUCUCAUGUAAACAUGGACCACGUAAACAGCUCAUGGCGCGGCGCUCGUCCCACAAGUGAGUGAGUGUCGAUCAUGCCAGGUAAAAAACUACCAACCAUUGAGUGUACCACACCACAUCACACCACACCACACGACGGGAUGGAUCGCUCCAAUCCAAUUUAUAGCUACACACACACACACACCACACACACACACACACACCCGACAGGCUCACGCGCACCCCCGCGUGAGCAGACCAGCCACAGCACCCACAUCACACAACACGCACAUCGCCUUCAUGGUCAUGAGACACUCUUCUUCAUUGGAAAAACAGCAAAGCACGUGCCGAUGCACCCACUGCACACAUCCAUCCAUCCAUCCGUCCAUCCAUGGGACCUCGCUCCCCUGUAUCUGCCCGCCUCACUCACCCACUCACACGGCUACCUACAGGCCUUACCGCACCCACCCAUUCCCCUCCCUGCCUCCCGUCUACAAACACCAACACCAGCUAGAUUGCAACAUCCAUUCAUCGCUGUGCUAGCUCAAACACCAAAAUGCCCCGCCUGUUUACCAUACCAUAACGACUCGGCUCCUCUUUUCUUCCUCAGUACCAAUCACGCAUCGAUCGCAUAAGGCAGACAGAGACAUGGACCAGAGAGGGGGAAAGUAGAUGACAAGUGAAUGACCAGCGCGAAACGAAUGGCAAAACCUCUCUCCCUGACGGCAACAACAAUCAAACCUGAUGUAUGUCUGUCGUCACUUCAUGGUGUCCACCCGCGGACUCACUCCGGUCACUCAGUCAAGAAGAAGACACACAGACACACACACACACACACAUUCACACACACUCAGAUGCGUGGGUCCCUGUCAGCGGUGCGGUCGAUCGCGCCAAACAAGCAUCCGUCCAUCCAAAUGCAAACCAACAACAAUGCAAACAACACCUCUGGCCAACGCAGCUAGUCCGUCUGUCUGUCUGUCUAUAUAAAAACCAGCGUGUAUGUGUGUCCUGGGGGGACGGGCGCUUACACGUACACACACAUGCAUGUCGAGUGAGUGGGUGAGACAAAAUGGAUGGCCCCACACAGAGAAAAUACUGGCAGCAGCAAUCGUGGGCGGGCGAGUGGGUGAAUGGGUGGGCAAGGGAAGCAUGCAUCAUGGCGUCAUUACCGGCAGCAGCAGCAGCAGGAGGAGCGUCAUCACAUAACUACGUAAAUGCAGCGCAGCCAUAUGAGUGGUCGUAAACCGCAAAGUGGAUCGCAGAGAGAGAGAGAGAGAGUGAGUGAGAGUGAGAGUGAGAGAGGGCAGGCGCCGGUGAGCAGCGAAGGGACGACCGACACUCAUUGUUCCAUUCAUCCACUGUGAAUUCAUCCAUCCACUCAUUGGUUAAAUAAGCCGGCCGGCCAAUCAGCCAGCCAGCCAGGCAGCCAGUCUGUCCUCCGCUCGCUGCCCACGGCUAGAGCAGUCAGGAGAGAGAGAGAGAGAGAGCCAAAGAGCGCUAGAGGGGAGGAGAGAGAAACAGGGAAACACCGAUCACCAAAGUGGCUGGCUGCUCGCUCGCUCACACACGCGCACAUCAGCUACCUACGGCACACAAACGGAUGAAAUGAAUGAUUGACUCAAUGACCGGGCGCACGCAGAAAACGCAUCCAUCCAUCCAUCCAUCCGUCAUGCUGAAUAACGUAACGCACACACGGGCAAAAAUCCCUUCCCCGUCGGAUUCGCCGUUCAUUGCUCGCGUACGUAGAUAGAUAUGUACGCAUGCCUGUGUAUGUGUAUGUGUGUGUGUAUGUGUGUAUGUAUUUGUUUAUUUGUGAGAGUGUGGGUCUCCCACAGGCACCCGCAGCAGGCAAGAAGCACCCAUAGCCGCGUUUUCACACACACACACGUACUGAGUGAUUAGAUAGGAUUUGGCUGUCCGGUCGCGACGACAAAGCGACUGACACCUGAAUUAAUACACACACACGUACACUCAACACACCCACACACGUACACACAUACACACGCACUUGCACACACACGUAGACACGAACAUGCACGCACACACAGCACACACCAGCGCCUGCCUUAUGCAUGUAUAUAUGCGUCACACACCACACCACAGAAACCACACCCACCGUACCACACACCGCACGCACCACACACAGCCAAAAACGAUCAGCUGGGCGACAGACAUGUCGACCACGCACAAACACACGCGCAACGCAACGCAACGCAACGCAACGCAUAGACUUACCUACGUCUGUCUGCCUGCCUGAAUGCCUCAUGCUCGGUACUGACGUACGUAUACAUAUAUGUGCGUAUGCAUUGAUCAUCGCCCCCCAUUGAAACGAGUGAGCGUGGAAAUAGCCAGCCAGCAAGCCAACGACACUAAACACCCACCGACGUACUCACCUCUCCCUGGCUACGUAGCAAGGCGCAGCGCAACACACGCACACGCACACGGACGAAAACCAAAGAUAAAACACCAUUCAUUCAAGGGAAACCAAGCACCAGCAGCGAUCCACAGGCAGGCAGACACAGCAAGAGGAAGGAACAGACAGAUAGACAGGCAGACAGGCAGACACGCAGACAGGCAGACAGGCAGGUCGGCAUGCAUUUGGGGAGGUAAUUAGACAGACAAAAAUACCGAUAGAGGUAGCACGUCAGCCAGCCAGCCAGCCAGCGAGAUUCAAAGAGCCAUCCAGCAAGCGACACACGCAACGCAGCGCAAUGCCACGCCACACCACACCACACAACAAGUCACACACAUCGACCGCCACUCUGCCCAUGUCAGUGGCUUCCUCUCUCACUCAAUCGAGCCUGCCUCCUCUUCAAUCUCUCCAGCUGUCUUCAUGUCCGUCUUUCCGUGAGGUUGAUGUGUGUGCGACCGAGACAGAGGAGAGAUAGAAGGCAUGCCAGCUACUUGUGGACACAAUCCUCCCUCCCCUCUCUCAUCACACACACAAAAAACAGUACUUUGGAACAAAGCCGGCGACACACACACCCGCGCACACACACACACACACACGGGAUGGAAAACCGUGUGGGCGCAUCCAUGGAUGCAGUCAUGCAUCCAUCCGUCUGUCCGGUAACGAGUGGCUGGUCUCGUUCGACGCAUGUACGAAAAGACCAGCCUGCUUGCGUCUCUGCGCCCACUCCCUACUCCUACCUAGUUCCCCUUAGCCAGUUACAUAUACACCCCCGCGACGAACCCCAAUUUCCCCUACCCCACCCACCCAUUAUACAGACAUUACAUACAUACGUACAUAGAUGUCCACUCAUCGCCUGUCUCUUUCACCUUCACAAGUCCUUUACUCCCUCCCUCCCUCCCUCCCUCCCUCGCUGUCUGGCUCGAUCCGCGCCGCGCCCGCGCAGCUGUACGGGCUGUCACGUAUCACUGCUCCUAGACGGAAGGAAUGACAGACGGAUGAUUGGACGUCUCACUCACUCGAUGCGAUGUGAUGCGAUGGAUGGAUGGAAUGAACAAAAUGGCCGUCACAACACAGCAAACACAACACAAACAAUAAUCCUACCUACCCCUUCUUGCCUGUCUAUCUGUCUGUCCGCCCCCUCCCCAUUGCAUCUCCUUCCCUGUCUGUCUGCCUGUGUGGAAACACCACACACAUGCCAGCCACAAGCAGGCGGCUAACCACACACCACAGCACAACACACCAAGACACAACCUACGUACCAACCAGAAGCCAGUCCCCGCACCCACCCAUAGCAGAGAAAAGAAAGCAUCACGGCGCGUGACCUCCUGUGAGUCACAGGCAGUCGUAGUCGCUGGCGAGCUGUCUCUUGAGAGAUGGGCUGGGCACGCUCGUCUCGCGUGGCCGGGAGUUCUCCACCGUAUGAAUGGCGCCCGACACGAGAAAUAUGACAGCGAAGACCAGGUAGAGGAACAGAUACAGCUUGCGGCGGUCCUUCAGCUGUCGCUCCUCCCUCUCAGCCUCAUCGUUUGCUGCUGACGGGUGAGAGGCCUUGUCGUCAUCGGCCGGGCCCUUGAGGUAGUCGACCAGCGACGGCAGGCCGGCGGGUGCAGCGAAACCCAGCUCCACCAGGUCGUCACCCGUCCAGUCGCCGUGGCCGAUGUGCGACGAUCCGACAGUCGCAUUGGUCUCGGCCGCCUCGCUCUGCACGUCGGGCAUGGCGCUUGACUCGUCGGCCUCUUCGCUGCUGCACUCGGCCACGGUGGGCAGGGGGCGGGGGGAAGGGGGCGGCAUCAUCGCGUGAAUCGCCUCCGUCUCGCAGUACCGCGUGAUGGACGCUGGAUGCCACGCCAUGCGGUCGAUUUGGUCGCUCAAGUGAACAUGGCUCAUACUUGGGGAUCCGCUGUGGAGCGAGUAGCGCUCCUCGCGCAGGCAGCCCACACCUGCACCCAUCGAUGGCGGGGUGAUGGACGACGAUACGGACGAGGUGACACUGACGUGGACGCCCGCCUCGCUGUAAAAGAAGGGCGGCACUGGCGCGGAUGUGUGGGAGUGCUCGGAUGCUGUGCGCGGUGUGGUGGUGCAGCGGGAGGUCAGAUCGGACGACAAGAGCGACUGGGAGUCAGCUCCACGAGGCUUGCGGACCUGGAAGACGGAUGGACGGACACAAAAGGAAAAUGUCUAGGCAUGUCAGGAAGCAAUCGUGUGUGGGUGUCUGUGGCUUCUCCUGACCUUGAGCGGUGGCACGGACAAGUUUAGGUGCGUCUUGGAUGAGCUGCCGCAGCCCGACAGCGACAAAGGCGAGGGGUCAUCGGACAUGACGCUCUCAGCGGCCAUGGUGACGUCUUCCUGCUCCCGACAUAUCGCCCCAUCGCAGUCCUCGCUCGUCAGGCUGCGCGUCAGGACGGGAAAGGGGUCACAUUGCUGCAAACGGCGCCCGUACAUGCGCAAGCAGUCGUCGUAGUCGGGCAGCGUAACGGUCGACGGCGCGUACGCGGCGAACCGUCGCUCGCUGUCGAUAUCGAAAGGGCCCUGAUUGGCAUCAUAGCACACGUCAGUGUCGCCAUCAAGGUCCGUCUUGACUGCCAGCGACAGCUGCCCACUCUCGUGCUCCCGAAAGUCGCUGCUGGACGGCGACAGGUCGCCGGCCGAUGAGGGGGGGCUGGGGAAGUCGCCCUUGUCGCCCAGCAUGAAGGCCGCCACGGGCUUGACCAGCUCCACACCCGGCACAGACCGGCAGGUGAAGCGGGGCAACACCGACGCCUCAGAGGUGUGUGAUGAAGGCAGGUCGGACCGAUAGGUCGACAAGCUGCUCCUCCUCUCGCCACUGCCUCGCGAGGGCUUGCACUUGAAAACCGACGGCGUGUUGACGUGGAUUUCCCUCAGGCCGUCGCGGCUCCUCUGGCUCUCCCUCUGCAGCUCGUGCAGCGGCAGGCGGGGGAUCUCGGGGAGGGACCGCCGCGACGAGCACGGGGGGAUCUUCUGCGCCACCAGCGACUCGCUGUCCUCCGACUGUCCUUUGGCGCGCAGGGAGAGCCGCGGCACCGUAUUGUCAUGGGAGAUGAGGGAUGUGGCUGUGGAUGACGAGAAUGUCCUCCUGCCGCUACUGACCCUCACUGCGGCUGAGCUGUGCAGCGUCUGCAGCAUGCUUUCCAGUCCAGCCACGUUCUGCUCGGUCGGCCGCAACGGGUGCAGAGGGGUCUUCAUGAUCUCGUCCUCGUGUGCCCCGCCAUCGCGCUCCCCCCUGGCUCUCGCCGGUGUCACCUGCAGCACGUGGCCCCCUCCCUGUAUCUUGAGACCACGUGGUGACAUCUUCUGUCGGCCCCAUUGCUUGGGCACCGGCGUCUUGGGCGGGGCCAGGUACGCUGCCGACCGAUAGAGGGCGUCUGCGUCGGCCGAUGUGGGUGUGAUGGGGGCGGAUGUCGACUGGCCCUGCUGUGGGUGCCUGCGCUUGGGAGCGAGUCGCUGCAGCUGGUUGAUGGUCUGCUCCGUGAGGGUGUCGCCCUCCACCACACUGGACGACAGGGCCGGGACGUGCUCGGUGCUGGCGUAGCCCAUAGACGACGAUGCCGGCGCCAAAUGGUAGGACACCGUCGUCAUGUUGGAGGGCGUGUUGGAGGGGAAUGAGCUGUCGAAGGUGCUCGGCUGGGCUGAGACGGUUGUGGUGCCCGUCAGGCUGCGAUAGAGGCCCGCCCGAUGCCCCGACUGGUCGCCGGGGGGCGUCAAGGCUGUUGGGGGGAGGGUGUCUUGCGACAGUGAGCCUGCCAUCGUUGUCGGUGUGUAAGUCCGCAUCAGGCCGUGCUCGUUGCGUAUCCCGCUCGUCGCCGUCAGGUCGCCGUCGCCAUCUCCCUCGCCCUCCUCUUCAUUCACCUCCACAGAGACGCACAGCGCCGGGACAUUGCUGCGAUCGCCCCUGUCGCGACCCCGCUUCAUGAUCGAUGAAAGCGGGCCGCCCUUCUCCAGGUUAUCCCGUGACCGAGCGAGCUUCCGUGAGAAGGCGUGCACCGGGUGGCAUUCGUCGUCUGCUGCCUCGAACGACCCCAUUGAUGAGCCGAAUAUGGGUGUCUUCUGCUUGCGCAUGACAGGGCCGUCCAUCUCGAAUGGAUCGCCGUCUGAUGGGGUGCCGUCGUCGUUGUAGAGAUUCUUGAGGGUCAUGGGGCGGCCUUGGGAUAACGAGAUGCGCCUGAACCGCCGACGGAAGGCCCAUGUGGAGGCAAUCACCUCGACAGUCUCCAGCACGACCAGCGCCAAAAAGGCAUACACCAUGUUCUGCCACACAGACACAUCCAUGCAAAGAUACAAACGAAUGGUAGGUGGGGCGCUGUCUAGGGUCAGUCAAGUGGUGGGUGGCCUCACAUGUGCGUGGAUGAGUGUUCCCGGUCUCGAUAGUGCGGGGGCGCCAAUGUCGUUUGACAGCAGAGCAAUCUCGGCCACCAGAGCGACGGGAGGGAUCCACGCGGCGAUGAAAGCCGACGAGAGAUUCGUCUCCUCUUGCCUGCAUGCAUCACAUCCAUGGCGCACAACACGCAAUUAGCAUGAAUGUAUGUAUCCAUCCAUGCACCGCACUUGUGCACUCACUCACCUGUAUAGGUACCACCACAGAUUGUUCAUAUGUCGGUCGUGCUUCACACCACACACCCAUCGCAGACCCUUCUGACCCAAACACCACAAAAGCACACGACACAAAGGAGAAGGCAGAACCAUUCAGCAUGUUCUGGGAGUCUGUCGGCUUCUAUCCACGUGCAAAUUCUGUACCUCGAGGAAGCAGCCUCGGCUGGCCACGACGGCGGUGCGUAUCGCGUUUCUGGCGAGCACUGCGAAGCCCAGAGCAAAAAACUCAUACGAGAAGGGCUCGAUGUUGCAGAACAUGAGGGCCAGGAAGAGGUCGGCGGCGAAGGUGAAGACGAACGACACCAGCGGCACCAGGUGGAAGGGGAACGCGAGGCGGGCAGACAGCCGGAAACACAAACUGAUCACCUCAAACGCCGCAUAGAAGAUGACAACGACCCCGAUCUGGUGGAUCGCCUGAUACAUCAUCCAAGAUACACACAGAGAAGAUGCGAACAGCGGUGGUCCGUUUGACACUUUCGUUGCUUACCGAUAUCCCUGAUUCGCUGAGCAGGUCAUAGCACGCUCCGCCGAGCAGUGAAGGCAGGAAGAUGAGCACGAGCGACAGGAACAGCAGGAUGGCAUCGUCGGAUUUCAUGUCAGCAUCACAGGCCAGCUGACAGCGGGGCUCCUCACCCUCCUUCCCGCCACCACCGCAAGGAUGCAGGAGGCGCCCCACGAGGCCGACGGCCUUGAUGCACAAGUCGCGGACUUGACUGAAGCGCUUCUGCCACUCCUCCGAUCCAUGCCUGCUCAGCAGCCUCUGCACCGCCGUGUUGUCUCGUGGCGUGCUGUUGGUCGUGUCGACACGCGGCAGGCUGUUGUGUGCCGCAAGCGACGCCUCCGCAUUAAAGAUGGGCGAGACGAACUCUCGCGGCCGCGGGAUCUUGCUGCGAUUGAUGAGCAGGUACGAUGACCACAGCAAGAAGCAGAUGGCCACGCCGAGGUAGGAGAGGUUGAGGGGAGUCGCUGCAUUGUAGUAGAUCAUCCAGCCGAAGUCCUCCAGUGCCGUCAGGAUGAUGGCGGGGAUCAGCACCAGCCAAAGGAAUGAUGUGCAGAUGUUCUUGGGUCGGAACAUCAUGGGCACGGCGACCACAGCGGUGAUGUAGUAGAGCAUCUCGCACGCGAACUUGAUGUUGUAGCGGUAGGACUGCAUCAAGCACAGCCGACCCGACAGGUCCCUGGCUGUGGCCGCCACGACAAGCACGAGGCUCAUGAUGCUCCCUCUCCAAAACAUCUUGCUGGGCGUCAGGCGGCCUGGGUACCGGAUGCCCCACAUGAACAUGACGGUGAGGUACUGAGCCGGCUUGUAGAUCAGCGUGAACUCCACCGUCUUCGGCACGAACCGCAGAGGGAAGUCAAUGUUGCUCACCACGAUCAAGCAGUUGACUGCGGCGGCCGUCAGCAGCGCGAUGAACAGCAGCCGAAACGUCACCAGCGACAGGUGGCCACGCAGUGACGCACACAGCCCGCCUUCCCGCCAGUGUUGCUGUGGUUGCCGCUGCGGGCCGAGCCGGCACUGUAUGACGCAGCAGCGUGUCUCCCAUUUGCGCUGGCUGCCGCCUCCUCUGCUUGCUUCGUCUGAGGGCUCGAGCGAGACAUCUUGGUCGGCGUGUUUCGCCUGGGCAAGCUUGACGUGGCCGACAGAUGAGGGAGGGAACGAGGGAGAGGCGGACGCCAUGGGACGCGAAGACCUGUUGGACGCCUUCAUCGUUAGCUCAGGCGUCUCCUCAGGAGAAGCAGCACUCCUGGCUCUCCCAGGCCUCAGUACAGCAGCAUGUGAGAUCUCCGGACAUGCCUUUUGUUUCUCAGGUCCGCCGGUGGCUGUUGCCUGACUGUGUCGACAGAGGAAGGGAAGCAAAGCACC
Vitrella brassicaformis is the source of this 9952-nucleotide messenger RNA. NCBI's taxonomy places the organism in Eukaryota, Vitrellaceae. The record is from the annotation of a GenBank genome assembly.